Molecule: messenger RNA, 1731 nt
Organism: Fomitiporia mediterranea MF3/22
Lineage: Eukaryota; Fungi; Basidiomycota; Agaricomycetes; Hymenochaetales; Hymenochaetaceae
Product: FAD/NAD-binding domain-containing protein
Exons: 7
Coding region: 1-1731 (576 amino acids)
Molecular function (GO): monooxygenase activity
Source: RefSeq, a predicted model, not a curated record
AUGUCCAACCCGGAACAAGACAUGUGUGCCACUGAGAUUCCACAGAAGUGCCAGGUCCUCGUAAUUGGUGGUGGACCUGGCGGGUCGUAUGCCGCCUCUGCACUUUCCCGGGAGGGUAUUGAUGUCGUUUUGUUGGAAGCAGAUGGAUUUCCUAGGUACCACAUAGGAGAAAGCAUGCUAGCAUCUAUGCGCCAUUUCCUUCGGUUCAUUGACUUGGACACGAAGUUCGAUGCAUACGGGUUCACGAAGAAGGUUGGCGCAGCGUUCAAGCUGAACGGCCAGAAACGUGAGGGAUUCACCGACUUUCUCGCAGCAGGCGGACCGGAGAACUACGCAUGGAACGUCGUACGCUCCGAGGCGGAUGAUCUGAUGUUUCGUCACGCCGGAGAAUGCGGAACGCAUAUAUUCGACAGGGUGAAAGUUACCGAGAUCUCCUUCGAACCGGUCAACUCCAGCGCCUCUCCUGACGCUAAGUGCGAAUACUCCGGUAAGCGUCCGGUCAGCGCUUCUUGGAUUCGCAAAGGCCCUUCGAGCACUCCUUCGUCAGACCCAGAGAAUGAAAAUUCCUCCAAAGGAGAAAAAAAGGGGACAAUUGCUUUUGACUACCUUGUUGACGCCUCGGGUCGCGCAGGUAUACUCAAUACACGUUACCUGAAGAACAGGACAUACAAUCAAGGGCUAAAGAAUGUAGCGAGUUGGGGAUACUGGCGUGACGCAGGUGUAUAUGCAUGCGGAACAGAGAGGGAGAACGUGCCAUUCUUCGAGGCGCUGAAAGAUGAAAGCGGUUGGGCAUGGUUGAUCCCUCUGCAUAACGGGACGACGAGUGUCGGCAUUGUAAUGAACCAAGAAAUCGCAACAGCGAAAAGGAAAGCUGUCUCGCCCUCCCCAUCUUCACGGGAGUUCUACCUGGAACAACUCAAGCUUGCGCCUUCUCUGCUUGCCAUCCUACAUUCAGAACCUGCAACACUCAUAAGUGACAUCAAAUCCGCGUCAGACUACAGCUACUCCUCUUCCUCCUACUCCCUCCCCAAUGCACGCAUAGUUGGCGACGCAGGGUGCUUCAUCGACCCAUACUUCUCUUCAGGAGUCCACCUUGCACUCACCUCGGCCCUCUCAGCAGCAACGACUAUCUGCGCUUCUCUACGCGGAGACUGCGAGGAGAAACAGGCCGCACGGUGGCAUGACGUCAAAGUCGGAACAUCGUAUACAAGAUUCUUGAUGGUGGUAUUGAGCGCAUAUAGACAGAUUCGGAGACAGACGGAACCUGUACUUGCGGAUUUUGAUGAGGAUAAUUUCGAUAGGGCGUUUGCGUUCUUCAGGCCGAUUAUUCAAGGAACGGCGGACGUAAACAGCAAACUCUCACAGGACGUGUUAUCCAAAACGCUCGACUUUUGUGCGCAUGCUUUCGAGCCGACGCUUCCUGAAGACCGCGAGGCGGUACUUAAAAAACUCAACGGUUCUGCCUCGAAAACCAUCUCCAACGGUCACACAAAAGGCCAUGCAAACGGCCUCGCGAACGGUCAUACAUACGACAAGAAGUCUAACGGAGACAUAAAUCCAGAACCAAGCCUAAGCGAAGAAGACAUCCGCAUCCUUCGACACAUCCGUGCACGCGAGAUGAUGCGUACGGAGGAUACGAUGCACGUCGGGAGUUUCUACACCGAUGUGAUCGAUGGUUAUAUCGUGAGAGGUGUUCGUGGUUCACUUGGCUUGAGGAAGCUAGAUGGCUAG